AUGCAGUGCUAUACAGAGUUGUUGCCCCCUACUGGGGUAACUCAUUCUCUGUCAAUCCCCUUUCUCUCUGCCACGGCAACUAACCUGGUCGUGGUUAAGACGUCUGUCCUCCAAAUAUUCUCUUUACUCAAUGUCUCGUGUUCAGCAGAAGGUGAAAUCAUUGCAGCCAAGUCAGCCCGGCCGGACCAGCUUCAAUCAACCAAGCUAAUCCUGGAGCGAGAAUAUUCGCUCUCUGGGACAGUAAGCGAUCUCUGUCGGGUCAAACUAUUAAAAACUAAGAGCGGCGGAGACGCUAUCUUGCUCGCCUUUCGAAAUGCUAAACUUAGCUUGGUGGAGUGGGAUCCAGAGCGUUAUGGAAUUUCGACCAUCUCUAUACACUAUUAUGAGCGGGAUGAUAUAACCCGUAGCCCCUGGGUACCUGAUUUGAGCAGCUGUGGCAGCAUCUUGAGCGUGGAUCCAAGCAGUAGAUGUGCAGUUUUCAAUUUCGGGAUUCGCAACCUCGCCAUUCUUCCUUUCCAUCAACCUGGAGAUGAUUUGGUGAUGGGCGAUUAUGAAUCUGAUUCUCAAAAGCAGAGUCAUGAGCAUGAGAUGGAUGAUAGUGCUGGUAAUUCAAAGUCCAAAGAAGGAGCAGUUCAUCAGACUCCAUAUGCUUCAUCAUUUGUUCUUCCUCUUACGGCCCUGGACUCUGCAAUACUUCAUCCAGUCAGCCUUGCAUUCUUAUACGAAUAUAGGGAACCGACUUUCGGCAUCCUCUACUCGCAGAUUGCCACAUCGAAUUCCUUGCUUCAUGAGAGAAAGGAUGCUAUUUUCUACACCGUCUUUACACUGGACCUAGAACAGCGAGCUUCAACUAUGCUGCUAUCAGUCACUAGGCUGCCAAGCGACUUGUUCAAAGUGGUCGCUCUCCCGCCUCCUGUUGGGGGUGCUUUGCUCAUUGGAUACAAUGAGCUUGUGCAUGUCGAUCAGGCAGGCAAAACAAAUGCGGUUGGAGUCAAUGAGUUUUCCCGACAAGUCUCGACAUUCUCUAUGGCUGAUCAGUCGGAACUGGCACUCCGACUCGAAGGAUGCGUUGUAGAGCUUCUCGGUAAUAGCAGUGGGGAUUUGCUUCUGGCUCUCUCUUCGGGGACUAUGGUUCUUGUUCACUUCAAACUGGACGGGAGAUCAGUAUCGGGCAUAUCAAUUCGUCCUUUACCUGGUCAUGCUGGGGGAAAUAUCUUGAAGGCUGCCGCAUCAGCAUCAGCUUCACUUGGAAGUGACAAAGUAUUCUUUGGCAGUGAGGAUGCUGAAUCUGUGCUCCUCGGCUGGUCCUUAUCAUCAUCGAAUGCCAGGAAAUCUCGCUCAGAGUCUAAGCGGAUCGAAAAGGAUCACGAAGAAGGUUCAGACGAUAGUGAAAGCGAAGAAGAUGUCUAUGAAGAUGAUCUCUAUUCCGCUGCACCUGACACCCCAGCACUUGGCCAUCGCCUUUCAGUUGCGCCGUCCACAUUUGCAUCGUAUAAGUUCAAGGUGCACGAUGUGCUUCCUAACACGGCGCCAUUGAGAGACAUAGCGUUGGGUCAGCCUGCAAUGCCCGUUGAAGACACUGGUUCUCACUUGGACAAUAUCUGCUCUGAGUUAGAAUUAGUCGCAGCCUAUGGUUCGAAUGGAAACGGUGGUUUGGUUGUGAUGAAGCGUGAAUUAGAGCCCGUUGUGAAAGCUUCGCUGAACGUUGGACCCAUCCAUGGAGUUUGGACAGCCUCUAUAGCUCUUGGAAGCGCCGCAAAACCUAUGUCUGGAGACCAAACAAACAUCGAGGAAUGGCGUCAAUAUGUCAUAUUGACAAAACCACAAACAAUUGAUAAGGAAGAGUCAGAAGUUUUUAUUGUUGAUGGACUGAAUUUGAAGCCCUUCAAAGCUCCUGAAUUUAACCCGAACAACGAUAUCUCGAUACAGGUUGGGACAUUGUCGAACAGAAAGCGUGUUGUUCAAGUUCUAAGGAACGAGGUCCGAAGCUAUGAUUCCGACUUGGAACUCGCCCAGAUAUAUCCGGUCUGGGAUGAAGACACCAGCGAUGAACGAAUGGCUCUUAGUGCCAGCCUCGCUGAUCCUUACAUCGCGAUACUCCGAGAUGAUUCUACGUUAUUGCUUCUUCAGGCAGAUGACAGUGGAGAUCUUGAUGAAUUGGACAUGAGUGAUAUCCUAGGAAACGAGAAGUGGCUUUCUUGCUGCCUGUACUGGGAUACAACCCAUAUUUUCUCACCGAGGGGUCAUGCCUCACAGCAGAGCACUGAUUGCGGCUUGCUUCUCUUUCUGUUGAGUACAGAUUGUCGGUUAUUUAUUUAUCGACUUCCUGAGCAGCAAUUGAUGUCGGUUAUCGAAGGCGUUGACUGCCUGCCUCCGAUACUUUCAACAGAGCUUCCAAAGCGCUCGACUACACGCGAGAUUCUAUCUGAAGCAAUCGUUGCAAACCUUGGCGACUCUUGGAACCCAUUGCCUCACUUGAUUUUGCGUACUGAUAAUGAUGAUCUUGUGAUAUACAAACCGUUCAUUUCUUCGGUCGAAGAAGAUGGUGAUCCCCAUUGCUUGCGAUUCGUGAAAGAGACGAACCACGUUUUACCAAGAAUUCCUCCUGAUUCAGACACAAAUAUCUCGGACAAGGAGCCAUCGAACCACAGACCACUGUGUAUUCUCCCAGACAUCUCGGGAUAUAGCGCUGUGUUUAUGCCUGGUACCUCAGCAAGCUUCAUUUUCAAAACAUCGAGGAGUUGCCCUCACAUUUUACGUUUGAGGGGCGGGGUGGUUCGCAGCCUGAGCGAUUUCGACUUCACUGACCCUUCGUUGGGGAGAGGAUUCAUCUAUGUGGAUUCAAAAGAUGUCGUUCGCAUUUGCCAGUUGCCACCUGAGACAAUAUAUGAUUACUCGUGGACCUUAAAGAAAGUUGCUAUCGGCGAACAUGUGGAUCACCUAGCUUACUCUAUAUCGUCCGAGACGUAUGUAUUGGGCACCAGUCAUAGUGCAGAUUUCAAAUUGCCCGAAGAUGACGAAUUACACCCGGAAUGGCGGAACGAAGCCAUCUCGUUUCUUCCCGAAUUACGCCAAUGCUGUCUCAAAGUUGUGCACCCCAAAACAUGGACUGUCAUUGACAGCUAUACGCUAGGUCCUGAUGAAGAAAUCAUGGCCGUGAAGAAUAUGAACCUUGAGGUUUCGGAGAAUACCCAUGAGCGUAAGAAUAUGAUUGUUGUGGGAACAGCUCUUGCGCGCGGUGAAGACAUACCUGCACGUGGUUGUAUCUAUGUUUUUGAAGUGAUUAAAGUGGUUCCUGACCCUGAGAAACCCGAAACGGACCGGAAGUUGAAACUCAUAGGCAAAGAGCUGGUCAAAGGAGCUGUGACUGCUUUGUCGGAGAUUGGUGGUCAGGGAUUCUUGAUUGCUGCGCAAGGGCAGAAGUGUAUGGUCCGAGGCCUCAAAGAGGAUGGCAGUCUCCUUCCUGUUGCCUUCAUGGAUGUGCAGUGUUACGUCAAUGUGCUAAAAGAGCUGAAAGGCACUGGAAUGUGUAUAGUGGGAGACGCCUUCAAAGGAAUUUGGUUCGCAGGUUACUCGGAGGAGCCAUACAAGAUGAGUCUGUUUGGGAAAGACCUGGAAUAUCCCGAGGUUGUGGCCGCGGAUUUUCUUCCUGACGGCGACAAGCUGUUCAUCCUGGUCGCUGAUAGUGAUUGCAAUCUCCAUGUCUUACAGUACGAACCGGAAGAUCCCAUGUCUUCAAACGGCGACAAAUUGCUAGUUCGCAGUAAAUUCCACAUGGGACACUUCACCUCGACCCUGACUUUGUUGCCUCGCACCACUGCCUCUUACGAGAUCCCCUCAGCGGAUUCAGAUUCGAUGGAAGUCGAUCCUCGAAUUACACCCCAGCAAGUACUCAUCACUUCCCAAAGUGGUUCUAUUGGUAUCGUCACAUCCAUUCCAGAGGAGUCAUAUCGUCGUCUGUCAGCGCUACAGUCCCAAUUGGCAAAUACCGUGGAGCAUCCGUGCGGGUUGAACCCCCGAGCCUACCGUGCCAUCGAAAGUGAUGGAACGGCAGGAAGGGGCAUGCUUGAUGGGAAUCUUCUAUACCAAUGGUUGAGCAUGAGCAAGCAACGCAGAAUGGAGAUUGCCGCACGGGUUGGGGCUCAUGAAUGGGAAAUCAAGGCGGAUCUCGAGGCCGUUGGUGGCGAUGGACUGGGAUACUUAUGA
Molecule: messenger RNA, 4206 nt
Organism: Aspergillus clavatus NRRL 1
Lineage: Eukaryota; Fungi; Ascomycota; Eurotiomycetes; Eurotiales; Aspergillaceae
Product: cleavage/polyadenylation factor CFT1
Exons: 9
Coding region: 1-4206 (1401 amino acids)
Cellular component (GO): nucleus; mRNA cleavage and polyadenylation specificity factor complex
Molecular function (GO): nucleic acid binding; protein binding
Source: RefSeq, a predicted model, not a curated record